Linum trigynum is the source of this 8576-nucleotide messenger RNA. Lineage: Eukaryota; Viridiplantae; Streptophyta; Magnoliopsida; Malpighiales; Linaceae. The record is from the annotation of a GenBank genome assembly.
CCGGAUAAUAAACGAUAUAUGAACCAACAACACAAAGUAUAUAAAAUGGUAUCCUAAAAUCUAUCUCAAUCUCGAUCUCAAAAUAAAUUCGGUAUCCCAAUCUAAAUCUCAAUAUAUUUUUGUACAAUAUCGAUACCAAAUUAGUUGCCUUCAUAAUUAAUAAUUAAAUAUGUACAUAGAUAAAUAAUUAUUCGAACAUCUCUAGUUCUGGACAUAAUUAUAUAGUGUAAGCUUGUACGUUUCAUUUCAGGAUUGAAAACCUUGCUCAUGGAAAGUUGUGUUGAGAAAAGUCUAAUAAAAACUAGGCAAAAUACACUUUUAUAGCAACAACUUUCACGUUUGUGACAAAUAUAGCCAAAACUAUAAAAAAAAAACACAAAAUAGCCCAAAAAUUGGAUGCUAGUCUGACAAAUGUAGCCAUUUUCGUUAGAAACUUUAACGUUGUUAGAAACUCCGCAGUUAGAUUAACGUUAGGGUGACUAAGAUGUCAAAUCAUCGCACACAUCAACGACCAGUCAUUAUAUCAUUGCCACAUCAUUUUGAAUUAUAAAAUAAUUAUUUUUUAAAUUUAAAAACACCAAAAAAAUAUAUUCCCAUAAUUUCCCCCCUAUUCCUUACCCGUUGCAUUCUUCUUCUUAUGUCGUCACUCCCUGUUGCCGCCCCUCAUCGUUUCUUCUUUUUAGUCCAUUGAGAAGUUCUCAUCGUCGGUAACAAAACCCAUUAGGGGAAAAAUCAAUCGAAGAAUUCAAUGGAAAAUAACCCACCAAAACCCACCAAGAGUAAAUCAAAUACAAGAAAUUGAAAAAAUAUCAUCUCAAACCUUAGACUCAAAUCCAAUAAACCCCACCACAAUGAUGCCGACGAUCUGCUCCUGCGAACCCACGAGCAAAAUCGUGCACGAGUUGGGAACUGACGCCACUAUUCCUUAUCUGAAUCCGUGAGUACAAACAACUCGAUAUUCGUUCUGCAGCAGAUGAGGGAGACUUUGUGAUUGGAAAGGGAAUAUGAAGUGGGAAGUUCGACGGUCGACGGGUCUGGAUCUGUAUAUGUUUUCAUUUCUUGUUAGGGCCCCAUGUACUUUUUACGGGAGAUUUACAGAUCUAGACCUGACUUAGUGCUGCCGAACGACGAUGAUGUCAAGAAGGGGAGGACGGGAAGGAAGCGCCGAAGGUUAUGGAUAUUUAUCUGAUCUGAUGGAAGCUACGACGCGACAAUGAUUGCAAGCGGCGAGCGGAAUGGUGUGGGAGAUUUUGCCCAGUCAGAGGGAGAUUCAAACGGCAGGGAAAAUGGGAGAUCCAUCGGGGGAGCUGCAUUCUUGCGAAAGCCUUAGUGGUGAUAAAAUUUUCUGGGUCUCCUUGAGCCACUCGAUUAUGUGGAGCUGGUGGACAAGGAGAUGGUGGUGGUGGCGAAGGACUGGUGGGAUAAGGACGUGGAUGGGGUGACAAUGAGAUAGAUGGGAGGUUGUGGGGAGACGAAUGUUUAAUUUUUUAAUUGUUUAAUUUAAUACACAUGGAUUGUUGGGGACGAAAUAUCGCUGACUCAGAUUUUCGUUAAUCUAGUUAUAAAGUUAACUAACAUCGUUAAAGGAAUGAACGAAAGUGGUUAUUUUGUGUUUUAUGACAGUUGUGGCUAUAUUUGUCACAAACUUGAAAGUUGUGGCUAUGAAAGUGUAUUUUGCCUAAAAACUCAUCAAAGUCCAUAUUGAAUGGAUUAAAUCAAAGUCUCUAUUGAAUGGAUUCCUCACAGGUUCACAUUUGGGCUAUGAGACUAAGCAAAGAGUUUUGAGAUUACUUACAAGUAGUGCUGGAAAUCUAGACCAAACUGUAUGUGAAACCAAGGUCUAGACCGGACCGUACAGUUUGAUCUGGACCGUGAGACUAAAAUUAUGGUCUGAUCUGGUCUGUGAUCUCCCCUUUUAGUGUGUGGUCUGAUACUGUCUGGACCGCAGUAAACCGUGGUAGACCAUGACCUACUAGCCACUAAUCCAAAUCAAAAUAACACUAAAUCUCCAUUUAUGCAUCUGGAAGAACAAAUCGAGCCUGAUCAAUCCCACCAUGGUGAACAAACAAUUUGAUCUUCCUAUUGUAGAUUUUUUUUAUAAGCAUAACAAAUCUGUUGAUUCUUUGUCCAACUGAAAACCAACAGACUGCUCAAGCGAUCUCUUUUGUUUUAUCUCAUAAUGAAAGAACCACACAAAAACAAGAAAAGAUGGGGAAAUCAUCUCAAUAUCCAUGAAUAGAAUCCAGAGUCGAUUAUAUAAAAAUGCAGCACAAAAUUGAUUUACCCGAGUGAGAUAAAAGGAAAUUAUAUCGAGCAAAACGGCCAACCUAGUGGUUCAAAAUAAUCUUGACUUCUUCGUGGUGGGGAUUAUGUGUGAGAACCUUUUAGACCACCUGGGAGAGGGAGAGAAGCAAUAACACAAAGAGAAAGAUGGAGACGAAGUUAUUUGUUGUGUUUUUAUUUUAAGUGGAUAGUCGUUAGAGUAGUGGAUAUUGAAGUAUGAGUGAAAAAAGUACUCUUCUCUCCACAUAUUUCUUCGUGGGUUCAUUAUGGUGACUAAUUUUUUGUUUCACUAGUAUAUUGGGCAAUGAACUUUUUAUUUUAUGGAUACUAAGAGGGAUCAGAGGGUUGGAGAAGAAUGAAGUUUUACUGAAGAUGGUCUGCUUGGUCCAAAUCGUAUAGGACCGCACUGUACGUGCAUGGUCUGGUCUGCACCGUAUAGUAUAUGGUAUGAUCCAUGCAUGUCGGUCUGGACCGCAAACCGUAUGUAUGGUCUGAUUUGGUUCUUUUUGGUAAUAUGAAAAUAACAAGAGAUUGAGUGAGAGACGAGAGUGACCUAGAAAAACUUGAAAGCUAAGCUUAUAUUGAGAGAGACCUUGCGAGUUGUCAAAGAGUGAGGGACGGCGAGACGAUGUAGGCUAACUUUAAUUAAUUAUAAUUUUUUUUUUAUAUUUCACGGUAUUUCGAUAUACACGAAUUUAAAUUCCGUAACCCAAAUGUCAAAUAACACACUAAAAUCAAUCACAAUCUCCAAAAAUAACACCAUAUUCAAGGAUAUCAAAUCAUAAUAAAUUCAAUAUGUUAUUAUCUCAAAUACUGAUAACAAACUUUCAUCCUUAAUUACAACGGCAGAUGAUAGCAAUAAUAUAGGUGUGCUCCUUUGAAAUUUAGGUGUCUUUUUGGCUCUCAUAGUCUCAUGCAUGUUUCUUACUUUUGGUGCCAAUCAUAACAGAUGGGCUCUCCAGCCUGCUCCAUCUACCUUCUAGAUACGCCACUUAACUUACUGAAACAAGUGUUUUGAUUUUUUAUGAGUAUUGAUCAAUGCAGCGGCGGAUUUAGGGGCCGCCUUGGGCCACGGCCCAGCCCUCCCGGAUCCAAGCUCGUAUACUAAUUGUAUAUUUCCGAUUUUAGGUAUAUAUUUCAAUGUUUAUAGGAUUACGGCCCAAUUCUCUCCAACUUUUUUUAAAUGCAGGCCAAUACUCUAACCCAUUCUGAAUCCGCCGCAGGAUCAAGAAAAGGGGGAAAUGAAGUUUGUCAUUAUUGGUUACGAAACAAAAAUUAUGAUUUCAUUUGUGCAAAUUCAUUUUAAGAAUUUUUUCAAUGUUACUAUGGUUCAUCUAUUUUAAUAUUUAUUGAUAAUCUCGCAACUAAAAAACAUAAAUCUAGAUAAAGAGAUGAGAGGGAUCCCCACCCUCACUCAUUGUCUGUUUGCUGAUGACACAGUCAUUUUUGGAAAAGCUAAUAUUCAAGAGGCAGGUAGAAUUUUGGAAAUCAUCAAUGAUUAUGGAGCAAUCACUGGGCAAGAGGUCAAUGUCAACAAAUCGUAAGUUUUCUUCAGUGCGAAUGUUCCAACAGAGGAGAAGAAUGACAUCAUCAAUCAAAUUGGAUUUGCAUCUACCAACUGUCAUUCCAAGUAUCUCGGAGUCCCGACCGAGUGGGGAAACUCUAAGAAAGAAACGUUCUACUUCCUUAUACAAAGGAUGGAAAAGAUGGGGGAAGCGUGGAAGAGCCUUCUUCUUUCCCACGGAGGGAAGGAGGUGCUCCUUAAAUCCGUGAUUCAGGCUAUCCCAUCCUUCAUUAUGUGCCUCUUCCUUCUCCCAGUUUCCCUAACGAAGAAGAUGGAUUCUCUUCUCUGUAACUUCUUCUGGUCAGGGUCAAUGCAGAAGAGCAGUCUACACUGGUGUAGUAAGGAAAUUCUUUGUGCCCCAAAGUCAGAAGGAGGUCUUGGGUUUCGAAGCUUUAGAGAUUUCAAUUUGGCUCUUCUGGCAAAGCAAGCCUGGAGGCUUCUGACCACUUCUGAUGCACUCUGGAGUAGACUUCUCAAAGGGCUCUACUUCCCUAGAGGAAACUUCCUCUCGGCAAAAAAAGGAAGCAAACCGUCGUGGAUCUGGGCUAGCCUUUGGGAAUCCAAGAAAGUCAUUGAUCUGGGAGCAGUGCGAGUGAUUGGGGCAGGAGAUGAAUCAUGGAUUGAUCAAGACCCUUGGGUUCCCUCCCUUCCUAAGGCAAGCAUUCAGAGUGGACCUCAAAACCAUGUUCGAGUCAGUUCCUGGAUCGAUCAGGAGGGGAGGAAGUGGAAUAAUGAUCUGAUCCGAGGGCAGGUGUCUACUUCUGAGAUGGACGCUAUUUUAAGAAUUCCCAUUGGGGAAAUGGACUCAAUGGACUUCUGGGCUUGGAAAUUGAAUGAGAACGGAAACUUCACUGUUAAGACGGCAUACCAUGCGGUGCACUUAUCUUCAAUGGAAGCCCAAUCGAUGGAUAAUGUGGAGAAAUGGAAAUGGAUGUGGAACCUUGAUAUCCCUCCAAAGCUUAAGUUCUUCGUUUGGAGAUGCUCUAAGAACGGUCUUGCUACAAAAGAGAAACUCUUUAAGAGGAAGUGCUCUCCUAACUCAACGUGUCAAAUGUGCCAAUGCCCUAUUGAGUCCCUCAGACACUGCCUUUUCAUGUGUGACCACGCAAGAGAAUCUUGGAACGCCAUCUUCCCUUCUCUCCCGGUUCCGGCUCAAUCUACUGCUUUCCUUGACUGGUUGUACUUUAUCAAGGAUGCUAUCCACUCAGGAGCCAUGACACAUGUUAUCUUCCUAUGCUGGAAUAUUUGGAAGGCAAGAAAUGAAUGUGUAUUCAAGAAUCGGAUCCCUUGGCAUCCGAAUAUUAUUACGAGAACGUACAAGGAUCUUACUGAAUGGACGACUUGUCCGAGGGUCCCCCCCAUCACCCAUCCUUCUCCUCAGCUCAGGGGAGCCCACCCACUCACUUCUCCACCGCCAAGCAAUCAUAAUUUUGUGAUUCACUGUGAUGGGUCAUUCUUAAAUGACUCCCAGCCGGCGGCAUAUGGUGUUGUUGUCAUUAACCAUCAUGGACAAGUGUGUGACGGGCGAGCUGACACUCUCCUUUGUUCCACCCCGUUCGAAGCCGAAACAAAAGCUCUCUUGGAAGGUCUCAAAUUAGCUCAAGAAUGUGGCACUGAAUGUGUUGUCCAGUCGGACUGCCAGACGUUAGUCAAAGCUCUUAAUCAAGAUUCUCGAAAUUGGCCAUGGCGAGGAGCAGCUGGGAUUGGAUCAAUGGUGUCAAUCCUUAGAGCUAACCCUCAAAUCAAGGUCAACGCAGUGUCACGUAAUUGUAAUGUCAGAGCAGAUUGGGUUGCACGAUCUCUUGCUAGAUCUUCUCUCCCAGUUAACUGGAUUAGUGUUCUUGAUCUAAUUUCUGAUUUCCUUUGAUGUCUGUAAUUGUUUUCUUCGUAUUGGUGAUGGAAUAAAAGAUGAUUAUUACUGUCAAAAAAAAAAAUCAUUGAUUGAUGUGUAUGUACUUUUGCCUAUACUAUAUGAAUGAUCAUCAAGAUUACCCAGUGGAUAUAAUUUGGUCACAUGCAUUCAUCAGUUUGGAUCUUGUAUAAAAAAAACUCAUCAGUUUCACAGUUUGGGGAAGUUGGUUAGGGCUGUACGUGGGCAAUAGGCCGGGCCGCCCACCGGUUAGCACGAAACGGUUAGAGUACGGCACGAACACGGGUACGAAAUAUAUGAGCCGGCUCGGCACGAGCACGAAUAAUUUAUGGACCGUGUCGGGCCUAAAUUUCACAGUUUGGGGAAUUCGGUUAGUGGGUCGUGCCAGAUCUAAUGUUUUUGAGACCUUCUUGAGUAUAAUAACGAACAUGGCACGAAAAGAAUAUUUAUUUGAUGGAGAAUAAAUAUAAAAAUGAUUAUAGAUUCAAAUAUUAUAAAAUACAAGUACAAAAAAAAUUUAUUUACUGUUAUUUGAAGUGAUCAUAAAGAUAUAUACAUAAUUACUACCAUAAGUAAAAAUGGACGAAGUAUUAAACAAAGUCAAAUCACAUCUGUCAUUAUUUCAAUUUUCUUUUCCCCCUUAUUUGUUAUAUUUCUCAAACAUUCUUAGUUAAUACUUUCAUUUUCUGUCCAAUUUGUUCCUUCUUUUUUAUUUUCUUUCUUUUCAUUAAACACGAAUAUGAGCACGAUACAAGCACGAAUAGGCACGACACGAUUCAAAUCGUGCCCGGGCCGAGUCUAGCAAAAUUAACAAAUGGGCUGGUCCGGCACGACGCGAAAAUUGACGGUCCGUGCCAAGCACGUUACAAAAUAAAUUAGUCUGAAACGUGCUCGUGUCGUGCCGGCCCAACGCCCAUGUACAGUUAGGGCUCAUAAAUUUAGGUGAGUGCAUGGGCGCUCCAUGUUGAUGUUUAUCCAACAGCAACUAAUUCAUAUGAAGAAUAACCAUGAAAACAAAUUGUAUUGACUCCUUUAGUCGCAUCCCCUCUACUUUUCUAACCAAAUUUCUUCCACCUUCCUAAAUCAGCCUCCUAAUAUGACUUUAUUCCAAUUGUUAAAACAAAGCUGCAUGUAAAUUUUCAAACUUAAUUAUUAUACAUCCUAAAGACUUUUCCUUAAUGACACCAAAAAGACCGAAGUUAGUUGAUAACAGUAAUAAUGGGCACAUGGUAAUUGAUUGAUUGAUUGAUGGCCUAUGGUGGCUCUACCAAUGAAUUUCUCCAUACUAGUGCUAUCCAUCUUGGGUACAUAUGGAGGGUCCCUUCAAAGCUUUGUUGUUGACAGAUCACCAAACAUUAGCUUCAUCUUCAAGCUUUUUCCUUCCAUUAUUAACUUGUUAACUUUACUUGGUUUGAAGAUUGUUGAAGAGUGGUAGUUUAUUGUUGCAGUACUCCAUUGAUGAAAGAGUUGGAAUUUCUUCUCUUCUGAUACUUGCUGGGUGUGGGGAGGAAAAGAGAGCAGCAGCAUUAAGCAUACAGGGUAACAACUUAAGGCCUGCAAGAGAACCAAUUCACAGAAGAAUCCCUCUUUUGAUUCCUUACUCUGAUAGAAGUUUGGGCAUUUAUCUUCUAUCUAUCUGCUAUAUCAGCCUAAUUGUCUAAAAGUUCGGGCUUUUAUCUUCUAUCUAUUUGCUAUAUUAGCUUAACUGUCCUAUUAUAUCAAGUUGGGCUUCAUUUUUUCCAUCUCCCCUUCUUUCAUUCCUUGAUUUCUGCUGCAAAAUGGCUCUAUAACAGGAAUCUCAUCUCUUUUUGGUCACACUCAAUCUCUCUAUUCUCUCAGGUGGGCAAAUGCGUGGAUGAGAAGAUGAAGGGAAGAUAGAAUCCAAAAGGAACAAAAUCUAUCUUCUUUAAUAUAUAGCAGGUUCGAAGUCUGUACAAAAUACAGCAUGCAGUUUGGCCUCUUAGAUCCCCCAUGAAAGCACAUAUAUGUACCUGGUGAAACUCUGAGAAGAUUCUUCUCAGUACAAGUUUCAUCAUUCACAACACACCAAACAGAUAGAAAGACAGGGGUGAGAGAGUCUAAUAAAUAUCUAAAGCUUCCCCCUUUGCUUCAAAGAACCAAACUUUAUAUACCUAUAUUCCCAUAUGGACUAGGAAUCUCCCGGAAAACCAUUAGCCAAAGCACAUACAUAUGAUUCCUUGGUAGCAAGAGGCACUGUCAAACUUAUCCCCCAAAAGACUCUUGCAGGCUUCUGUGCAAGUUGUGAGUGCGCAUGGAUUCAUGUCAAUUCCAAACACUGCCUCACCUGUGAUUGCAUUGGCAGCCAUGAAAACCAGGAAAACCAGCAGAAUCUCCACUGCCAUGAAACUUCCUCUUCUACCACUACCCUUCUUCAUCUUGUUGAGGAAAAUUCGAGAUGGCUUUGGGGUAAAGUUGUGGACUUUAUUAUAAAAGGGGUUGCAGAAGGAAUGUUUUCCUUUUCCCCGGAGUUAUAAGCAAAGCAUUUAUUAGUAGUAGUAGGAGGAGGAGGAGGAGGAGAGUGCUUAAUUUCUUGUCUUUUCUAGAUGGAUGCUUUUUUCCAGGCUUUGCGAGUUAGGAAAAGAGAGAUGGAGGAAGGGACAACAAGGAAAAGAUAGUGACAGAAGUAAGUGGGAGCACUACAAUUAAGUGUGGUUUGCUUGGACCAGCAAAAGAUGUAGACCUAGCAAAAAUUUGACAAACCAUUGGAUGAAAUGGGAAUUUCCUUAGAAGGGGAACUGUUUGUAAUGCAUGCACCUGCUUUUUCUUGUUUGUUUGGGUUUAUACUUUAAUGAGCCUAACAGAAACCUCUAGUUGAGAGAAUGAAAUGGGGCACUCAAA